AUUUUUAGAACAUUUACGCGUAAUUACACAGACAGACUCAAAUACUGUGACUCAUGCUAUGUGUAUAUAAUAAAUUCUUUAUACGCCAACUUUCUUUCUCUCCGGAAAUUAGUUCUUAACUCGAGCUCUUAACUUGCGCUCAUCGCCGGUUGAUGACAGCUAAGUCCGGUUGGUGGAUAAACAGGAGGAGACGAGGUCGAAGAGGAGAAGGCUAGAAGAACUGAGAAAUGGAGUUUCUGGCAGGUUCGACGUUUGAAGCUGGUACGGCGGUGCAGGAUAAAGCUGCACCGGCGGCUCUGUUCUUGACGGAGGAAUCUAGCCGCGGUGGAAGCGGGAUCGGAUUAAGGAGAUGUGUUAAGUCUCUGUCGGAGGAGAUAUCAGAGAGUUCUUCAUCAUCUGUAGUCGUGUCGGGAGAAAGCAGCGCAAACGAGGAAGAGGACGGUGUCGUUUCGUCACGAGGAACAUGGUUUGGUUCCUCUCUUGAAGAUUCUCUUCCUAUUAAGAGAGGGUUAUCAAAUCAUUACAUAGGGAAAUCAAAAUCAUUUGGUAAUCUAAUGGAAGUGAGCAAGACCAAAGAUCUUAUGAAAGUGGAGAGUCCGUUGAACAAGAGAAGGAGAUUGCUUAUUGCUAACAAGCUAAGGAGAUCAUCACUGUCUUCUUUCAACAUCUACUCCAAGACUAAUAAUAACCUUAGUUCCAUGCCUUUACUUGCAUUGCAAGAGUCUGAUGAGGAGGAUCACAUAUGCAGUUAUGAUAAUGAUGAUAGUAGUGAUGAUGAAAUUAGUAAGUUGCAAGAGAAGAGGAUGAAGAUGACAACGAAUAAUAGAGAUUUUAUGGUUCAAACUCAUAGCUGCUUAUGUUUAACUAGUUUUCAAGAUGCUGAUCGAUAAUUCAUUAUUUUCUCCACUUGUGUUUCGUUUUUUUGUUUGUUUCUGUUGUCAGAGUAGAGUAAGUUUCGUUGGCAAUAAUUGAUCGAAAAUUUGAUAGAA
Messenger RNA from Brassica napus (rape), 989 nucleotides. RefSeq names its product protein OXIDATIVE STRESS 3 LIKE 2. The record is from RefSeq and is a predicted model, not a curated record. Bases 228 to 890 code for a protein of 220 amino acids. The transcript has 2 exons. NCBI's taxonomy places the organism in Eukaryota, Viridiplantae, Streptophyta, Magnoliopsida, Brassicales, Brassicaceae.